AUGGAUUAUUCCUAUUUAAAUCAAGCGGGUUUUGAUUCGUCCUGUCUGCAAGGUACCACCAUGGAUCCUACGGGGUUGACGAAUAUGCCUUGUUCUUAUGGGGAUUUGACGUCUUGCAGUCAGAUGUCUCAGGCGGCUUAUAGAUAUACAGCCGCCGCCGCUUCUAUGGCUCGAUCUUAUAAUCCCGCAACUGGGGGGCCUAUGGGGGUACAUCAUCCUGUUACUGCUGGAUCGCAAUGUGCCGUUAUGGGAUCCAGAUCUCAUGUACAAGAUGUCCAUAGGGCUACCAUGUUUCCAGCUACCAUGAAUUUACAAAGUGGUCUUCCAUACAAAGUUUACCCAGGACACGAUGGAGUUCUUACCGAAAAGAGAAAACAACGUAGAAUACGAACCACUUUCACCUCGGCUCAAUUGAAAGAGCUGGAAAGAGCUUUCCAAGAAACCCAUUAUCCCGAUAUUUACACCAGGGAAGAAAUUGCCAUGAAGAUCGAUUUAACGGAAGCGCGAGUACAAGUGUGGUUUCAAAAUAGGAGGGCGAAAUUUCGAAAACAAGAACGGUUAGCUCAACAAAAAACUUCGAAUAUAAAUUCGGAUAGUCCGAAUCCGACAACGAAUAUCAAAGCGGAAAACGGCGGUAACAACAAACAUCAAGUCAAUAGCAGUAAAGACAAUAUCAAACCCGGAUCUCCAAAUUCCAGUAUAUCCACAACGCCAAAUUCCAAUACGAGUAGCGUAUCUAGUCUCCAUUCGAAUAACGGCGAUGUUAAAACUAUUAACGGCAAUUCCGGUAAACAGACCGAAGAAGCAAUUUCGAACAACAACAAAUGGUCCUCGAUGAGUCCACAAUCCUGCAAUACGGCGUUAUUAGUUCAACAGGCGAAUAAAGUUUUAUCGCAACCGAAUCACCUGCAAUCGCAUCAUAAUUCGCAUGUGGCCGCUGCCGCGGCUGCAGCGCUUUCUUCGCCGUUCACGUCGCUUUUAGGAGCGACAGGUGGCGCUGCUUCGUAUUUACUCGGCGAUCAUUUAAAACCGACGGCGGCGAAUCAUUUAUUCUAA
Messenger RNA from Diorhabda sublineata, 1056 nucleotides. RefSeq names its product paired mesoderm homeobox protein 2A-like. Bases 1 to 1056 code for a protein of 351 amino acids. The transcript has 4 exons. Gene Ontology annotation, molecular function: DNA-binding transcription factor activity, RNA polymerase II-specific; RNA polymerase II transcription regulatory region sequence-specific DNA binding. The record is from RefSeq and is a predicted model, not a curated record. NCBI's taxonomy places the organism in Eukaryota, Metazoa, Arthropoda, Insecta, Coleoptera, Chrysomelidae. Gene Ontology annotation, biological process: regulation of transcription by RNA polymerase II.